Corythoichthys intestinalis (scribbled pipefish) is the source of this 1336-nucleotide messenger RNA. RefSeq names its product WD repeat-containing protein 82-like. The record is from RefSeq and is a predicted model, not a curated record. Gene Ontology annotation, molecular function: chromatin binding; protein binding. Lineage: Eukaryota; Metazoa; Chordata; Actinopteri; Syngnathiformes; Syngnathidae. The coding region runs from base 129 to 1076 and encodes 315 amino acids. Gene Ontology annotation, cellular component: Set1C/COMPASS complex. The transcript is spliced from 9 exons.
UUUCCGCCUCGCCCAAUGGUUAUUUUAAACUGCAUAUUAAAGAUGCCUCAAAAAUAAUAAUGAAAUGACUUGAAAUUUAGGUUCAUGCAUUGAUUUUUUAGUAAGGUUUGUGGAGUCAUUUUGCAAACAUGAAAAUAACCGACAGCGUGCUAAGGAGUUUCAGGGUUGCAAGAACAUACCGCGAAAAUUCGGAUAAAGUAAAUUGUUUGGAGUACAGUCCGAAUGGUGAAAACGCAAUCUCAAGCAGCGACGACGACCGCAUUGUUGUAUACGAUAUCACCCGAGGAAAACCUAUUGACACACUUUACAGCAAGAAGUAUGGAGCAGACCUGAUCCGUUACACGCAUAGAGAUUCCCAAAAAGUCAUCUACAGUUCCAACAAACUGGAUGAUACAAUACGAUAUCUAUCACUGACGGACUACAAGUACAUCAGAUAUUUCCCUGGUCACACUGCAAGAGUUACAGCUCUCUCCAUGUCACCUGUGGAGGAUAUGUUCAUGUCUGCUUCACUGGAUAAGACAAUUCGCAUUUGGGAUCUGCGCACCGAAAAUGUACAGGGUCUAACUGAACCACUUGACAGACCCAUUUGUUCCUUUGACCCAGAUGGACUAAUUUUCGCCGUAGGAGUGAAUUCACAGUCCAUUAAACUCUAUGAUGUCCGUGCGUUUGCCAAGGGUCCAUUUAAUUCCUUUGAAUUGAGGAUGAAUCGCUCCUGUGACUGGACCGGACUGAAGUUCAGUAAUGAUGGCAAGCAGAUUCUUAUCUCGACCAACGGAGGAAUGAUCUGCAUCCUCAACGCCUUCACAGGAGAUGUGAUGCACAAGUUUUCUGGCUACAACAACAGCAAAGGCUUAAAGCUAGAGGCGUGUUUCACCCCCGACUCUCAAUUCGUCAUGAUCGGCUCAGAGGAUGGGAGAGUCCAUGUUUGGAGCACGGAGAACAAGAUGAAGGUCGCUGUGUUGGAUGGGAAACAUCCAGGUCCUAUCAGCGCCAUGCAAUUUAACCCCAGAUACAUGACGUUUGCCACUGCCUGCUCCAGCAUGACAUUUUGGCUCCCGAGCGUUGAAGACAUCUAAUGACUAUAAUUCUACAAACAUUUUUGGUUACACUUCACUGACAUCAAAAUGUUUAUUUCUUCCUUUUAACCUCAGGCUGUUGUCGGCUAAAGUCAUUUAUAGUGUACUCAUUUUUUUAAAUAACGUUUUACCUAAAAGUUUUAUUUUUAUUUUAUUUUUUUUACAAUUCACGUCAUCAUGUUUUUUAAAGAUGUAUUUUAUUCUUCUAGUGUUUGUUCAUUUAAAUAUUUGAACUUGAUCUAUUGUUAAAUCAAAUAAAU